Dipodomys spectabilis (banner-tailed kangaroo rat) is the source of this 2792-nucleotide messenger RNA. It is a transcript of the gene Il12rb1, whose product is annotated as interleukin 12 receptor subunit beta 1. NCBI's taxonomy places the organism in Eukaryota, Metazoa, Chordata, Mammalia, Rodentia, Heteromyidae. The record is from RefSeq and is a predicted model, not a curated record. Gene Ontology annotation, molecular function: protein binding.
AGGCUGGCUUUGAACCACGAUCCUCAGAUCUCAGCCUCCUGAGUAGCCGGGAUGCCAGGCUGAGCUGCCUCGUCCGGCCUCUGCUCUGCUUUCUGCUGGCAGCUCUGAGUCAUGGACUUUCUGGCCCAGGCUGGCUUUGAACCGCCAUCCUUCCAUGUUGGCCCCUGCUUUUCGUUGCUUGGAAGACAUCCAUCCUGGCAGGCCCGUCCUGGUUCUCGGGUCCCCUGCCUCGGUGUUCCCAGUGCCCCAGGGCCCAGGCUGCUCCAGGGGGGCCCAAUGGGGCUGCCAGCGGCUGGCCUGCGCCUGCUCUCCCUCCUUGUGCUGUCCCAGCAGGGCGCCUCCUGCCCCGACCGAGGGUGCUGCUUCCAGGAGCUUCCCCCGCCCUCCGCGGCCCCGAACCCAGGGCUCUCUGCAAGCCCUGACUGGGGCCCCAGGGACCUGAGCUGCUACCGCACACCCGGCCGCGGCUACCAGUGCUCCUGGCGCUACGAGGGGCCCACGGCCCAGCUCCGCCACUUCCUGAGGUGCUGCAUGCACGACGCGUGCGGCAGCCGGUGCUGCUGCUACUUCGAGGCGGCCGCCGGGGCCACGCGGGUGCAGUUCUCGGAGCAGGACGGCGUGUCCGUGCUGUCCAGCGUCUCGCUCUGGGUGGAGUCGCGGGUCGGGAACCAGACGGCGCGGUCGCCCGAGCUCCGGCUGCGGCUCUACCGCUGGGUGAGGUACGACCCGCCCGACAGAGAGGCCAUCGCGGUGAGCCGCACCGGGCAGACGCUGAGGCUGGAGUGGGAGGCCCAGGUCGAGGCGGACGCGGUCCAGGCGCAGCUCCGGCGCCGGACGCCCCGUGGCGACUGGCAACAGGCCGACUGCGGCCCUCAGGACGAGGCCGGCCCAGAGUCCUGCCCAUGCCCUCUGCUCCCGGACGCGGCCCAGGAGAUCCAGGUUCGGCGGCGGCGCCUGGAGCGGUCGGGGGCCGCGGGAGGCCCGUGGAGCAGCUGGAGCGGCCCGGUGUGCGUGCCCCGCGGCGACCUGCGGGCCCCCGACGUGAGCUUUGUGGAGGAGCCGCUGGGCCUCGAUGGGACGCGCUUGGUGUCAGUGCGGGAGCAGCCGCCUGAGCCCGAGCAGCCCGAGGGCUGCCGGGACGCCGCAUCGGGCGCGCGGGUCUCGCACUGGGUGCGUGUGCACAUGCGGUCCUGCGGGUGCCGGCCGCAGCCCGCGAGCGAGGAGCGCCUGGCGCGGGGCCUGCGCCUCUCGGGGGCCGCCUACGACCUGGACGUCUUCUCCCGCAGCCGCUUCGGCCGGGACCCCCCCCAGAAGUGGGCGCUCCCGGCCCGGGACCCCGCAGGGCGCUUGGAGCUGACCGCGGGCGCCGGGGACGCCGCCCUGCGGUGGCCGGCGCGGGCCCCGGGCACCACCUACUGCCUGGAGUGGCGGCCGCACGCGCGGGCCGGGCCGGCCGGGGCCCCCGCGCACUGCGAGCUGACGGCCCCCGCCGGACGGCGGCCCGGCGGGCGUGGGAGUUUUCCGGGGGAGGGCGCGGCCGGCCCCCCGCCCAGCGCCCGCCUCCGUCCCGCAGUGAGCCUCCGCUGGGCCCCGGCGGGGCCCCAGUGCUACCGCGUCGCCGUCUUCGCGUCCGAGCGCCCGGACAACGCCAGCGCCUGGGCCUCGGUGGCGUCCCGCCACUUCUUCUGGGGCAACCACCUGGCGGCGGGGUCCCCGCAGCAAGUGCGGGUGAGCGGCCUGGACGGCGCGGCGCCAGCCGUGUCCUGGACGAACUCCACGCUCGCGGACUGCCCCGGAGCUCUGCUCCGCUACGUGGUGCGCUGCGGGGACGACGCGGGGAGCGCAACAGAGCUGCAAGUGAAGCCCCCCGAGACCCGCGUCACCCUCCACGGCCUGCGGGCGGGCGCGCUGUACACCGUGCAGGUGCGCGCGGACUCGGCCUGGAUGCGGGGCGCCUGGAGCCCGCCCCAGCGCUUCCGCCUCGAGCCCGAGACCUCCCACGCGUCCAUCAUCCUGGCGUCUCUGGGCAGCUUCGUGGGCAUCCUCCUCCUGGGCGCCCUCGGGUACCUGGGCCUGAACAGGGCGCUGUGGCACCUGUGCCCGCCGCUGCCCACACCCUACGCCAGCACUGCCGUGGAGUUCCCCGGCAGCCAAGGGAAGCAGGCCUGGCCCUGGGCGGACCCCGGCGGCCUCCCGGAGGAGGCGCACCCGGUGCAGACGCUGGUGGUGAUGGCCUGGGAUGAGGCGGAUGCGACCGAAGCUCCGGAGGGAACGGGCGCCUCAGAGGCCCGGAUCUCCGCCCGCGUGGCCGGGCUCCCGCUGCUCCUCGCGGACCGACGGCAGGGCGCCCGCGACGGUGCCGGCCCGGGGCCGCCCCGGACGGCGGAGGACGGGCGGGCACCGUCCGCCUCGGGCCCCGGGGCGGGGCCCUGACAGCUGGGGCGUCGGGCCCGGUGGAGCCCCGCGGCCCCGCCCGCCGCGUCCCCCUUACCUCCGAGCAGUUGCCACACUUCCUUCCGGUGAUGGGAACCCUGGAAACCGCGGGAGACGGCGGUUCCCCAGCCGGACCUGCCUGCAGGGGCGGGGCAAGCCCUGUGAUUGGCCCAUUCCGGGUCGGGGCGUGGCCUUGGCGUCCUCCAGGGAGGGGCGGGGCCUGCACGGGUGGGAGACGGGUCCCCAGCGCGGCCCCGGAGCUGGGCGGCGGGCGGACUGACCUGCGGCGCCGGUGGCCCUGCCCCGUCCGCCAGCAGACACUGUCCACCCGUUCACGCAUUCAUCCGUUCAUUGGCUCA